Rubroshorea leprosula is the source of this 4684-nucleotide messenger RNA. Lineage: Eukaryota; Viridiplantae; Streptophyta; Magnoliopsida; Malvales; Dipterocarpaceae. The record is from the annotation of a GenBank genome assembly.
AAAGCAUAACACCAUAUGAACAAUGAAACAGUGACCUGGAGGUGGAUAUGAUGGAGCAAGCUAAGCUACAGUCUGUAGAGGGUGAAGGCGACGGAGCUGAGGCCAUCUCGGAGGAUGACGUGGUGAUGCCGAAUGCCGUCGAUGUAAAUGGCGCUAAGGUGAUAUCCCGAGAUGAUGAAGUGGCUAGCUACUGUGUCGAACCAAACUACUCAACAAAAAUGGGAGAUGAAAUAGUUAGUACAAGUAUCGAGGUAGUUGAAGAGUCAGAGGAUAUGGGCGAAAAUCUGAAUGGGUCUCGUGAUUCAAAUUCAAAUACAUCAAGGCUGGGAGAAACAAAGAAGGUAGGGGUUCACCUAGAAACGCCAGUCAACAUAGCUGAACAAGGGGACGUUGGGAAUGCCAGUCAAAUGAGCAAAAAUGUAGCUGUGGACAGCUAUGACAUGUCCAAUCAAAAUAAUAAUAUUGAACAAAGCACGAAGAACGACAGGAAAUCCAAUUUAAAGAACAAUGAGUCUACCUCUUGUUUCUGGGAUGAUAUGGAAAGUGACUUGGGGAACGACUUAAACUGGAUGAAAAGGAGUGACAUGUGCGGGAGAAGGAAGAGUAAGCGAAGGGCAAAAUCAUGCACUUCGGUGUACAGAAAAACUGGGGGAUUGGAGGGAUUCUUGAUUCAAUACAAGAGGAAAGGGCAAAGGAAAGACUCUUUAAAGUGCUCGAAGCAGAUUCUAUUCAAAAAUAACCCAGAGAAAUUGGUUGCAGAUGAAUCGAUCAAUGACAGCAACAUCCAAAAUUGCAACAAAAGCUUUAAACAGAGGAGCAACACACGGAACAUGGAGGCUCUAUGGUCCCGAGCAAAAGAGUUAGGAGUGACAGCACGUGGAGAGGAGAAUCAGAUUAUGCAGAAAUUGAAAGAGAUGGAAAGCCGAGACAGGGGAAGGCGAAGGAACGAAGAGGAGAAGAAUUCCGAGAAAGAUGACCAGAAGGUAGAUGUUUUGCUAAUUCAAGAAACCAAAAUGGAGAAAGUAGAUAACCGCCUGUGUAGGAUGGUUUGGGAUUCUGAUAAUUUUGAGUGGGUUGCUCAGUCUGCUAUUGGUGCAUCAGGAGGUAUACUAAUAAUAUGGAACUCUAGCGUCUUCAAAAAGAUUAGCAGUUUUGAAGGUGCAGGAUUUGUGGGAGUCUUUGGGCUGUGGGGAGAUGAUAACACCCCAUGUUAUUUUGUUAAUGUAUAUUCCUCAUGUGAUCUGGUUCAAAAGAGAUGCUUGUGGGAGAAUUUAUCAAAAUUGGUUACUUCAAAAAAAGGGAACUGGUGUAUAGCUGGAGACUUUAAUGCCAUUCGAAACCUCCAAGAAAGGAAGGGAGGCAGAAGUGUGAGGCGUGAGCUCAAGGAGUUCAAUGACUUUAUUGAGAUGAGCAGUUUGGUAGACCUUCCUAUGAUUGGGAGGAAAUUUACUUGGUACCAGCCAAAUGGCCAAAGCAUGAGUCGCUUGGACAGGUUUCUUUUUUCUAGUGAAUGGAUGCUUAAUUGGUCCGACUUGAAGCAGUGGGGGUUAGUCAGGUCAUUGUCGGAUCAUUGCCCAGUCAUGGUGAAGAAUGAAGCACGUAAUUGGGGACCAAAACCAUUCAAACUAUUUAAUGUGUGGCUGCAAAAUCCUUCAUUUAGAGAAUUGGUAGAAAAUCAGUGGAACAACUUAGAUAUUCGAGGAUGGGGAGGUUUUGUGGUAAAGGAGAAACUAAAGCGGUUGAAAAAUUGUGUGAAGGGCUGGACACGGAAUCAGGUGCAGGGAGUGGAUAAACAUAUUGAGGAGGCAAAAGCUAAAAUUGCAAAACUAGAUGAGGAUAUGGCAAAGCAAAAGUCAAGGAAGUCAUGGAUGAAAGCCGGGGAUGCAAACACAAGUUAUUUCCACCAGUGCAUAAAAGGUAGAUGGCGCAGGAGCGAGAUAAACUCGUUAUCAAUCCGAGGAAAGGUUUUUGAGGGAGUCAACGAGUUGAAACAAGGAGUGGCAGAAUACUUCAUGAGCUUAUUCACAGAGGAAGGUUGGAAUCGGCCUGUUCUAGAUGGUGUCAACUUCAAGAAAAUUUCAGAAGCCGAGAGAAACUUCUUAACUGAACCUUUUCUUGAAACAGAAGUUAAAGAUGCUGUAUGGAAUUGUGAUGGUGCAAAAGCCCCAGGUCCAGAUGGUUUUACUUUCGGGUUUUUGAAAACAGAAUGGGAUGUGGUUAAAGGUGACAUAUUGAAGUUUCUUACUGACUUUCAUAGCAACAGCAAGUUGGUGAGAGGAUCCAAUUCAUCUUUUUUAGUGUUGAUACCUAAGAAGGAGAAUCCACAAAGCAUUGAAGAGUAUAGGCCAAUAUCCUUAAUUGGAAUUAUGUAUAAAAUUCUUGCUAAAAUCCUUGCAAAUAGAUUAAGUAGGGUGAUGGAUGGGAUUAUAGGCGAACAACAAUCAGCUUUUAUCGGAGGCAGACAGUUGGUUGAUGGAGUCGUCAUUGCAAACGAGGCUAUUGAGGAGAUUAAGAGGAAAAAAUUGAGUUGCUUCCUUCUCAAAGCCGACUUUGAAAAAGCCUAUGAUAAUGUCAGCUGGGAGUUCCUGGAUUAUAUGCUGGAAAGGAUGAAUUUUGGGUCUGUUUGGAGGGGGUGGAUCCGCGAAUGCUUGCAAACUAACUCAAUCUCAGUAUUGCUCAAUGGUAGCCCAACAAAGGAGUUUGUCAUGAGUAGAGGAUUACGGCAAGGGGACCCGCUAGCUCCUUUUUUGUUUUUAAUUGUUGCGGAAGGCCUCAAUGGUAUCAUAUCGUCGGCAGUUGCGAAAGACCUCUUCGAAGGGGUCCCAAUUGGAGGAGGGGGCUUUCGCAUCUCCCAUUUGCAGUUUGCAGAUGACACCCUAUUAAUAGGGAGAGCAACGGAAGAAAAUAUCUGGACUACAAAAUGCAUUUUGAGGGCUUUUGAGUUGGUGUCCGGGCUGAAAAUUAACUAUGGGAAAAGCUCACUGAUAAGCAUAAAUACAGGUAACCUAUGGGAAAGGGACAUGGCAUGUCUGUUGAACUGUAAAGUGGGGUCCUUGCCAUGUAAGUACCUGGGUAUUCCUUUGGGAGCGGAUCCUAGAAGAGUGAAUACAUGGAAGCCACUAAUCGACACUUUCAAAAGAAAAUUAUCUUCUUGGAAGGGCCGAUACCUAUCCUUGGGUGGUAGAAUAACUCUCAUAAAUUCUGUGCUGUCCAGUCUACCAGUGUUCUUAAUGUCUUUCUAUCUCCUUCCGAAAAGCGUCAUCGGUGAGUUAGAUAAAAUUAGAAGAAGAUUUCUUUGGGGGGGGACAACGGAGACAAAGAAGGUUGCUUGGGUUGCGUGGGAGAAGGUUUGCCUAAGUAAGCUUGAUGGGGGGUUGGGUAUAAAGAAUUUAUUGUGCUUUAAUAUGUCAUUACUGGGAAAAUGGUGGGGAAGAUUGAUUACCGAGAAGGGGGGAUUGUGGAGGAGAGUUUUAUUUGACAUUUAUGGGAGUGAUGAGGGGAAUUGGUUAUCUUACUUAAGGGAGGGUAGAUGUGUAGGAUCAAAAUGGUGGAGGGAUGUUUGCAAGAUAGAUGAAGGGAAGGGUUUUAAAAAGGAUUGGCUGAGUUUGGGUUUUGGUGUGGAUUUGGGGGAUGGCGAGAAGGUUAAGUUUUGGACUGAUGUGUGGGUAGAAGGGAAUGCUCUAUCUAAAAAAUUCCCUCGUUUAUUCCUACUAGCUACAGAUCAGAAUUGCAGCGUCAAAGACAUGGGGUCCUGGUCGAAGGAUUGCUGGCAAUGGAAAUUCUCUUGGAAACGCCCACUUCGUUCAUGGGAGGAGGACAUUGAAAAAGAGUUGGUUAAGAUGCUGAAAUUAAGAGCUCCAUCACAAAACAAGGAAGAUCGAUGGCAAUGGCACCUGGAAACUUCAGGGACCUACACAACAAAAUCAGCUUACUCAUGGAUCCUUAAGGGAGAACCAAAGCCAGCAACUGACUUCAUAAGGGUGUGGAAAGCCCCCAUUCCACCUAAAGUAAGUGCAUUUUGCUGGCAAUUGCUUCACAAGAAAAUUCCUACAAAAGAUAACCUUUCAAUCCGAGGAAUUUGUAAUGCAAACUCUAAUUUAAAUUGCUGCUGGUGUGAUUCAUCAAUGGAGACGCCCAAUCAUAUUUUUGCUCAAUGCAAUGUGGCUGUUAGCUUAUGGAUGAAAUGCUACAAGUGGUGGGGCGUGCAAUAUGUACUGGAUAAUUCAUGUUUAAUGUUUUUUGAGCAACAUAAAUGGCUUGGAGGUCCGAAAAUACUUGAUAGGGGAUGGAACAUUAUCUGGUUCGCAGUAAUAUGGACAUUGUGGCUGGGCAGGAACGAAAAGAUUUUCCAGAUGAAGGAGACAAAGCUCGACAGAUUCUUUGAGCUAGUUCAGAUUCGAUCUUUCUUUUGGGUAACGAACAUUCAAGGUGUGGAAGGGUUCUCUUUAUCUGAAUGGUGCGAGAAUCCAACCAAAUGUCUUAAGAAUAACCCCGUCCGGAAAGAUAGUGUUUGAACUGGUCUUUUUGUUUUAACUAGUCUUUUGGGAAAGUUGGUUUUAUUUUCUUUGUUGGGUGUUCUACCCUCGCUCCCUUAGUGUUGCUAGUUUUUUAAGUAACAAGUUGGUUUUUGUAUACUCGGGUUUGAGUACCCCUUGUACUCAUCAAAUAAAUAUAUUAAUAUUCU